AUGGCGGAAGCACCAAUUAUGAACGGCAACUUUUGCCACGACAAUAAUACCUUUACCGGGCAAUCCAGCGUAAUGAAGAUGUUCUCAUUGAAAGGCAAAACGGCUGUCGUCACUGGAGCAGCUUCCGGCAUUGGACUUAGUGUCGCACAUGCUCUCGCAGAAGCCGGCGCAGACGUUGCUAUUUGGUACAACACAAACGAGAAGGCAAUUGAAGAAGCCACGCAAAUCGAGGAGAAGUAUGGCAUCCAAUGUCGAGCAUACCAAGUCAAUAUCAAGGAUAAUCGCAGCGUGGAAGAGACGCUAGAUCUAUGUGUACGCGAAUUUAAAGGUCGUCUGGAUAUCUUUAUCGCAAAUUCUGGAAUCCCAUGGACCAAGGGGCCUAUGGUGGACGCUCCUCUUGACCACUAUGCGAAUGUGACUCAGACGGAUCUGGAUGGGACUUUCUAUUGUGCAAGGGCUGCUGCUACUCACUGGAAGCGACAAAAGACCGAAAACACGGAUAUUUUCGGAAACCCACUCAUUGGCUUCACGUACGGCAGCUUCGUGGCUACUGCCUCCAUGAGCGGUCAUAUUGUCAAUGUUCCUCAACUUCAGGCUGCAUACAAUGCAGCUAAAGCCGGAGUCAUCCAUCUUUGCAAGUCUCUUGCAGUCGAAUGGGUCCGAUUUGCCCGCGCUAACACCGUUUCUCCGGGCUACAUCGCGACCGAGAUUUCCACGUUUGUCCCUAAUGAGACUAAAAGUCUCUGGAAGGAUAAAAUCCCAAUGGGCCGAGAAGGCCUGCCUCAGGAACUCAUGGGAGCCUACUUAUAUCUUGCUUCCUCUGCCUCGAGCUACACAACUGGCGCCGAUCUCAUCGUUGAUGGAGGUUAUACCCUGCCAUAG
Penicillium maclennaniae is the source of this 882-nucleotide messenger RNA. Its product is annotated as SDR family oxidoreductase. Gene Ontology annotation, cellular component: intracellular anatomical structure. NCBI's taxonomy places the organism in Eukaryota, Fungi, Ascomycota, Eurotiomycetes, Eurotiales, Aspergillaceae. Bases 1 to 882 code for a protein of 293 amino acids. The record is from RefSeq and is a predicted model, not a curated record. Gene Ontology annotation, molecular function: oxidoreductase activity, acting on NAD(P)H, oxygen as acceptor. The transcript is spliced from 3 exons.